AUGAAGCACCUCGCCGCCGUCGUCCUGCUCGCGCUGACACUGCUGGAGCCGGCGGCGGCCGCCGGCCUGAAGUUCACCACACACGACCUCCGCUCGGAGAAGGCUCUGAGGCAGCUUUACGAGCGGUGGUGCAAGCACUUCAAAGUAGCGCGCAAGCCAGCGGAGAAGGUCCACCGCUUCGCCAACUUCAAACAGACGGUGCACUUCGUCGCGUCCCGUACUGUUCGAGUUGCAGACGAGCCUCUGCGACUCAACGGUUUCGCGGACGCAACAAGGGCGGAAUUUGAAGGCUGCAAGUGUCGCAUGACUCCGGAGCCGCGCGUCACUGCAGCACCUGGGACCAUUCUAAGGGACCUCCCGCUGCCGGUCUCCGUCGACUGGCGUGGCGUGAUCCCUGGAGUGAACUGA
Molecule: messenger RNA, 408 nt
Organism: Setaria italica (foxtail millet)
Lineage: Eukaryota; Viridiplantae; Streptophyta; Magnoliopsida; Poales; Poaceae
Product: cysteine proteinase EP-B 2
Exons: 1
Coding region: 1-408 (135 amino acids)
Source: RefSeq, a predicted model, not a curated record